CAGAAAGAACAGUCAAAAUGCAGGCAGGGCACAGGACAAAGCACUCGGGACAAAAUUGAAUUUAGUGAAUGUCACUUUUUCACAUUUUUACAUUUCCCGUCAGUUCCGUCCCCGUAUGUCCUGACAUCGUAGGGAACGGAACCCAGAAGACAUAUGCCGGAAUCGGCCGGAGGACAUUGCAGGGGACACUGCAGGAGGGACAUCCCAGGAGAACAGGACAAGGUAAGUGAAGAAGAGAUCCCGGAGCAACGCUGCAGUGUAUUCCCGAGUGUAGCUCAGGGUUACCACUUGUGG
Molecule: messenger RNA, 294 nt
Organism: Staurois parvus
Lineage: Eukaryota; Metazoa; Chordata; Amphibia; Anura; Ranidae
Source: the annotation of a GenBank genome assembly